AUGGCCGCGUCGUGGUAUUCAAUCGCGUUUCUGGCUGUCACAGCCCUUGGAGCAUCCAUUGGACCGAAGAAGCAAUUUCAAUCGAGUGUUUUAGAUCGAUCUGGUUGUGGUAAAGUAUGGGUUACGGUCCAUUCUCCCAACAUCCGAAGGCAAGGAGGAGAUCUGCUUGACGCUGUCGAACUUAACUGGGAUUUCGCCACUUGCUCAAACAGACCGACACAGAUCGGUCUCUUCAAUCAUAAGCCAUCGAUGUGGGCCAACGCAAUCGCCAUAUAUCAAGUGGAUUCACCAGAGGGUCAUGUAAUAACAAACAUAUCUCUCGGUGAUCCGUAUCUACCCGGGGGCUGGGACAAAGGCGUCGGGGCGAGGGGACCCAAUUGUCUCUGGCCAUGGGCAGGCGCGGGAGAUAAACACAUACAAACAUCCAACUGUUUGAAGAUUCAACCAACUUGGAUGGAAGAUAAUGCUGAGAGUAUUAACAAAUUGCGUAUAGGAGAGCUUGCAAUCCCGGGAUCCCACAACGCUGGUGCUUGGAAAUUCGACACAGAAAUCAGCACAGUGUCCCGGGAUAACUUCGUUCUGUGUCAGGAUAGAUCUAUAUGGCAGCAGCUGGUCCACGGGAUAAGAUACUUCGACUUUAGGAUAGCGUAUUAUGACUUCUACCCGCGAAUGGAAGACAGAUACUGGCUGAAUCACAACUUAAUACGUGUUCGGCCCUUAGUGCCGCUAUUGAAAGAAAUAAGAAAAUUUCUUGACAGUACCAAAGAGGUAAUUUUUCUCGACGCACACCAUUUUCCUGUGGGUUUUUACCACCAGAACGGAGCGCCUAUUUGGGAAGUGCACAAUGGUUUGAUACAAAUCAUACAAAGAGAGCUGGGACCUCAUCUAGCGUCAGCUUCGCAGUUCGGAACCAAUCCUGGCACCAGGGGUCCGAUACUUCAAACACUCAUCAACGCUGACAAACGACUUGUCUUUAGUUAUGUAGACAACACCAUAGUACUUGGUAACAGAUGGUUAUGGCCCAUUUUACCUCACCUUUGGGCUAAUACGAACAAACCGGUAGAGCUCUUCAAUUUCUUAGAUCGCAGCAUCAAUAAUCAUCCACUACCUUCAGCUCGCUCCCCACUUUUCUCUGCCAUGGCUCAAACAACACCCACUGUGUUCGACAUUCUCUUUCUGCGUGGAUCUUUGAGGGGAAAUGCCGAUAUUGUAAAUAGGAUUGUAACAAAACGACUAACAACUCUCUGGCGACAUAACGCCAAUAUUGUUUCCUCGGAUUUCUUUUUAGGCAACGAUGUCAUCGAUGUAUCAAUAGCUCUCAGCGUGGAGCGAUCGAAUAGAUUAUGA
Danaus chrysippus (African queen) is the source of this 1347-nucleotide messenger RNA. Lineage: Eukaryota; Metazoa; Arthropoda; Insecta; Lepidoptera; Nymphalidae. The record is from the annotation of a GenBank genome assembly.